Messenger RNA from Cuscuta epithymum, 2222 nucleotides. The record is from the annotation of a GenBank genome assembly. NCBI's taxonomy places the organism in Eukaryota, Viridiplantae, Streptophyta, Magnoliopsida, Solanales, Convolvulaceae.
UUUAGAAGACUAGAUUGCACUAAAUAUAUCAAUCACGUUCUUGCAUCCCUUCUCUCUGUCAAAAGCCUUGUCGGAAUCCUUUCUCAUCCCAUAAAACUUUCAGUUUCCAAUUACGGUAAAAAUACUAAAAAUGAGAAGAGGGAAAUUCAAUUCGUAACUGCAUCAAGGUAUCCACACUGACAUGGAGGCUCCAAUAAAAUGUGCGUUAUACUUCAGAACCACUUGUUCUCUCAGCUUCAAAUGCUUCUCUAGUUUGUUUCAUCUCAUCUAUUUGCGCUUUAAUUGAAACUUACUAGAAAAUCUGGUGUGGACUAUUCGGCUUGUGCGGUUGUUCGUGAUCAUCUAUGUAUUGUUUGUUUGCUGGAAAAAGUGCCAGUGAGAAAUACAAAACAUAAAACCAAAACAGACAUGGAAUGACGUCUAAGGUGUUCAUUUCAAACUUCUGCGUGAUUGUGGAAUGGUAAAUGGAAGUGGUUUUGAAGUCUUCCGUUUACAGUGUUGGCCUCAGUAUAAACACUAUUCUCAAUGGGUGGAUGCUUAGUUAGCUGAUAGUGUUCAGCACAGAAAAGAAAGAAUGGAAGACCUUCCAUCUGGUUUAAUUGUUGGGAUUUCCAUUGGGGUGGUGAUUGGAGUAAUUUUGGCUGUACUGGCACUUUUGUGCCAUAGAGUACACAGGAGACACCCUCAUAUAGGGAAUAGCAGCUCCAGGAGAGCUGUUACAAUCCCAAUUCGUAAAAAUGCUGCUGAUGCUUGUACAGUAUUGUCAGAUUCCUCUGUUGGGACUGAAACGCCAAAAACUCCUAUCCAAUAUGGGACGUCGAUGUGGUUUGGGAGCGUUAGAAAGUCAAACAUGGUAUCUGCAACUGGGAUUCUCGAGUACUCAUACAAGGAUUUACAAAAAGCAACUUGCAAUUUUUCCACAUUGAUUGGGCAAGGGGCAUAUGGUCCUGUAUACAAAGCUCAGAUGCCAACUGGUGAUACUGUUGCUGUUAAAGUGCUUGGAACAGAUUCUACACAAGGAAAAAAAGAGUUUCACACAGAGGUCAUGCUACUUGGAAGGUUGCAUCAUAGGAACCUUGUGAAUUUGAUUGGAUAUUGUGCUGAGAAGGGUCAAUACAUGCUUAUCUAUGUCUACAUGAGUAGAGGUAGCUUGUCUUCACAUUUGUAUGAUGAAGUAUUGGAGCCGUUGAGUUGGGAUUUGAGGGUUCACAUUGCCCUUGAUGUAGCAAGAGGUUUGGAGUAUCUUCAUGACGGUGCAGUCCCUUCUGUAAUACACCGAGAUAUAAAAUCUUCCAAUAUUUUGUUAGACGAAUCCAUGGGGGCCAGGGUUGCAGACUUUGGUCUGUCAAUGGAAGAGAGGGUUAACAAACAUGCUUCUAACAUACGGGGAACAUUUGGAUAUCUGGAUCCUGAAUAUAUAUCAACAAGGACAUUCACCAAAAAGAGUGAUGUGUACAGCUUUGGGGUAUUACUCUUUGAACUUGUUGCUGCAAGAAAUCCUUUUCAGGGCCUUUUAGAGCAUGUUGAAGUAGCUGCUAUGACAACAGAUGGUAAGAGCGGAUGGGAAGAGAUAGUGGACUCCCGUCUUAAUGGGAAGUAUAAUGUUCAGGAACUUAAUGAUGUGUCAACCCUUGCAUACAAAUGCCUCAACUCUUUACCCAAGAAAAGGCCUUCCAUGAGAGAGAUUGUGCAAGUUCUGGCUCGGGUAAUCGAAUCCAGACGUAGUUUGCAGCAUCACAAGCAGUUAUCUGCAACACCAGAAGAGGUUAGCAUCAGUGUAGACCAGCUACAUCGGCGGAGUCCAAUCUCUAGACACCGGCGUGUUCAAUCUGCGGAUAGCACUACUGAAUCGUGUUAGAUUUAAUGACUACAGUUUCCCAGUUCAACUCCAAUAUCUUCCUCUUUUCUCAUUACGUUUUGUGAUAUAAGUUUGACAUAGGAUCUAGAAAUUAGGCAAUUACAACAGUCUAAGACAUCUCUAUACACUUUUGCUCUUGCUUUUCUUUUCUGUGUUUCUAGUUAAAUUAGAAGAAGCCAAUAUGGGAAGCUGGACAAGUCAUAAGUGACGUUGUUGAGUCCUUGGUAUGAGGUUCAAGUUCAUUAAGCUUUGGGCCGCCUUUCUGGAAAUUGUUUUUUUUUUUUGCAAAGAUCUGGAAAUUGCUAUACACUAUGUUCUACAUUUUUUUUACUUUCCCAGCUAUAUGGGCAUGGCAAUCACAGAA